AUGGGAGCUGGACCCUGGGGGAACCCGCUGCUGCUGCUGGUGGCCCUGGCCCUGGCGGUCAGACUGGGUCAAUUUCAAGGGUGGAGCGGCUUCCAGCAGUCCAUGAGCUGGAAGAAUGUGAACUCCACGCUCAACUUCUUCAUGGAGACCUUCAACAAUAACAGCAAUGACUCCUACCUGUUCCGUGUGGACAAGCUGCUGCGCAGUCAGGUGCAGCUGACAACGGGUGUGGAAUACCUGGUCACUGUGAAGAUUGGACGGACCAAGUGCAAGAGGAAUAUCACGAACAACCUCUCAUGCCCCUUUCAGAGCAAGAAAAAGCUGCAGAAGAGUUUCAUUUGUGACUUUUUGGUGUACACUGUGCCCUGGAUAAACCACUACCAGCUCUGGAACAAUUCCUGCCUGGAGGCCUAG
Molecule: messenger RNA, 414 nt
Organism: Phacochoerus africanus (Common warthog)
Lineage: Eukaryota; Metazoa; Chordata; Mammalia; Artiodactyla; Suidae
Gene: CSTL1
Product: cystatin like 1
Exons: 3
Coding region: 1-414 (137 amino acids)
Molecular function (GO): cysteine-type endopeptidase inhibitor activity
Source: RefSeq, a predicted model, not a curated record